UUUCAUGUUUUGUGUUUCUUUCUUUCUUGUUUGUAGAUGAAUCUUCCGACAUUUUACAUUCAGCUUCACAUAAUAAGAACCAAAUGGAAAGACAACUUGCACUGGAGGCUUUGCGAAGGAAAAGAAGAAGAGAAGACGACACAUCUAAAAAUUCCAGAAGUGAAUCACCCCACCACACGGUAAAACUUAAACGUCUAGACAACGUGCCUCCUAUUUCCAUAGCACGUAGUUUAUCACCUCCUACGCCCUCUAAAUCGCAUACCAAAUACACCAAAAAGAAAAAAUCGGUUGAAACAACACGCCAUAGUAACAAACAGAGUCAGAACGUAAAAAAUAGAUCUAACAACAGCAAUAGCGUCAGUCAUGAAGUCGACUUUGUGAGAGUGAAAGCUAAAGAUCAGGUACCAAUCUUGACUUUCUGGACGACAAUCGACCCUUAUUUCAAAGUAUUGGCCGAAGAAGAUCGCGAUUUUCUAAUUAGUAAAGAGAAUGAAGAGAAGCCUUAUAUUAUACCUCCAUUGGGUAGACAUUACACGGAUAUUUGGUCUGAAGAUGAAUUACCUGCAAUGAGCCGUUCGCAUUCUCCUGCAACAAGCUCAAGCUCGCAUGACCACCUACGUUAUGUUGACCAGAUUACGGACGAUCAUUUAUACAAGGAUGACAUAACGUGUGGGAAUCUGACAGAGAGAUUGCUGAGUAGUUUAGUGGCAGAUGAUAAUAUAACUAUUGCUGAAGAGGAUGAUGAUAUCUUUAACUAUGAUCCGGUGGGGAAGCACUACACUCCGCACGAUGAUAUUGCUCAAUUCGAAGAAAGAUUAAAAAGUGAAUUGCGCUAUGCAGGAUUAUUUGGAGAAGACGAUGUCGAUUGGAAUACCAGGGAGGACGAUGAAAUAUGCGCUGAAUUAAGAUUGGCUUCUCGAGAAUUAAAAGAUCAAUAUACCACCAAUGAAUAUAGGAAAAAGAAACUGCUAGACGUUGUCGACAGUCAGUUACAAUAUGAGCAAUACAGACAUGUUUUGGAUAAUUUGGAUUUACAGGUUGAGCAAUGCUACCUAAAGAGAUUUAGAACCCAAAAAUCUAAGAAGAGAAAGACGCCAGCUUCACAAAAAACGGCCUUGUCAGAACACGCUGUACAUGCCAUGAAUAAAAGAAAGGCUUGGGUAGAUGCUCUUGAGGGUAUAUUCAAGGAUAAAAACUUGGUUAGGCCCACACAAUCGAUAUUUAAUGAGGAAAAGCCCCAAACAGACCAGUAGCAUUACCCACACUAACUUGUACAUUGCUUUGUUUUUUUCUAAAAAAAAAAGAGUUGGUUGUAAUAAAACUAAUCUUUGUAAAGGAAGAACUAUAUUUGAAUACCCGCAGUGCUCUGCUAAAAUGUCGAGUAUCGAAAUUUUAAUUAUUAGGAACCAUAUAGUUAUUUUACUAACAACAGAGAAGCAGUAACAUAAGCUUCACGGUAUUACGUAGGAAUAAACCUGAUAUAUCACCC
Molecule: messenger RNA, 1489 nt
Organism: Mucor mucedo
Lineage: Eukaryota; Fungi; Mucoromycota; Mucoromycetes; Mucorales; Mucoraceae
Product: histone acetyltransferases subunit 3-domain-containing protein
Exons: 5
Coding region: 84-1253 (389 amino acids)
Biological process (GO): regulation of transcription by RNA polymerase II
Cellular component (GO): SAGA complex
Molecular function (GO): transcription coactivator activity
Source: RefSeq, a predicted model, not a curated record